AUGGAAUAUGGGAGAAGGGGAUGGAAUCUGGGAGAAGGGGAUGGAAUCUGGGAGAAGGGGAUGGAAUCAGGGAGAAGGGGAUGGAAUCUGGGAGAAGGGGGUGGAAUCUGGGAGAAGGGGGUGGAAUCUGGGAGAAGGGGAUGGAAUCUGGGAGAAGGGGAUGGAAUCAGGGAGAAGGGGGUGGAAUCUGGGAGAAGGGGGUGGAAUCUGGGAGAAGGGGAUGGAAUCUGGGAGAAGGGGAUGGAAUCUGGGAGAAGGGGAUGGAAUCUGGGAGAAGGGGAUGGAAUCUGGAAGGAGGGGAUGGAAUUUGGGAGAAAGGGAUGGAAUAUGGGAGAAGGGGAUGGAAUAUGGGAGAAGGGGAUGGAAUCUGGGAGAAGGGGAUGGAGUCUGGGAGAAGGGGGUGGAAUUAGGGAGAAGGGGAUGAAAUCUGGGAGAAGGGGAUGGAAUCUGGGAGAAGGGGAUGGAAUAUGGGAGAAGGGGAUGGAAUCUGGGAGAAGGGGAUGGAAUCUGGGAGAAGGGGAAGGAAUCAGGGAGAAGGGGAUGGAAUCUGGGAGAAGGGGGUGGAAUCUGGGAGAAGGGGGUGGAAUCUGGGAGAAGGGGAUGGAAUCUGGGAGAAGGGGAUGGAAUCAGGGAGAAGGGGGUGGAAUCUGGGAGAAGGGGGUGGAAUCUGGGAGAAGGGGAUGGAAUCUGGGAGAAGGGGAUGGAAUCUGGGAGAAGGGGAUGGAAUCUGGGAGAAGGGGAUGGAAUUUGGGAGAAGGGGAUGGAAUCUGGGAGAAGGGGAUGGAAUCAGGGAGAAGGGGAUGGAAUCAGGGAGAAGGGGAUGGAAUCUGGGAGAAAGGGAUGGAAUUUGGGAGAAGGGGGUGGAAUCUGGGAGAAGGGGAUGGAAUCUGGGAGAAGGGGAUGGAAUCUGGGAGAAGGGGAUGGAAUAUGGGAGAAGGGGAUGGAAUCUGCGAGAAGCGGAUGGAAUCUGGGAGAAUGGGAUGGAAUAUGGGAGAAGGGGAUGGAAUCUGGGAGAAGGGGGUGGAAUCUGGGAGAAGGGGAUGGAAUCUGGGAGAAGGGGAUGGAAUCAGGGAGAACGGGAUGGAAUCUGGGAGAAGGGGAUGGAAUCUGGGAGAAGGGGAUGGAAUCUGGGAGAAGGGGAUGGAAUCUGGGAGAAGGGGAUGGAAUCUGGGAGAAGGGGAUGGAAUUUGGGAGAAGGGGAUGGAAUCUGGGAAAAGGGGAUGGAAUCUGGGAGAAGGGGAUGGAAUCUGGGAGAAGGGGAUGGAAUCUGGGAGAAGGGGAUGGAAUCUGGGAGAAGGGGAUGGAAUCUGGGAGAAGGGGGUGGAAUCUGGGAGAAGGGGAUGGAAUCAGGGAGAAGGGGAUGGAAUCUGGGAGAAGGGGAUGGAAUCUGGGAGAAGGGGAUGGAAUCUGGGAGAAGGGGAUGGAGAGAAGGGGAUGGAAUCAGGGAGAAGGGGAUGGAAUCUGGGAGAAGGGGGUGGAAUCUGGGAGAAGGGGGUGGAACCUGGGAGAAGGGGAUGGAAUCUGGGAGAAGGGGAUGGAAUCAGGGAGAAGGGGGUGGAAUCUGGGAGAAGGGGGUGGAAUCUGGAAGAAGGGGAUGGAAUCUGGGAGAAGGGGAUGGAAUCUGGGAGAAGGGGAUGGAAUCUGGGAGAAGGGGAUGGAAUUUGGGAGAAGGGGAUGGAAUCUGGGAGAAGGGGAUGGAAUCUGGGAGAAGAGGAUGGAAUCUGGGAGAAGGGGAUAGAAUCUGGGAGAAGGGGAUGGAAUCUGGGAGAAGGGGAUAGAAUCUGGGAGAAGGGGAUGGAACCGGGGAGAAGGGGAUGGAAUCUGGGAGAAUGGGAUGGAAUCUGGAAGAAGGGGAUGGAAUCUGGGAGAAGGGGAUGGAUUCUGGGAGAAGGGGAUGGAAUCUGGGAGAAGGGUAUAGAAUUUGGGAGAAGGGGAUGA
Messenger RNA from Closterium sp. NIES-65, 1938 nucleotides. The record is from the annotation of a GenBank genome assembly. Lineage: Eukaryota; Viridiplantae; Streptophyta; Zygnematophyceae; Desmidiales; Closteriaceae.